GGCAGCAGGGUCGAAUCAGCAGUGAUCCUUGCAUAUCACGGUUAGCGGUGGACAAACAUGUGUAUGUAAGUAAAAGGGGCGGCCACACUGUGGAGAUCUGGGAUAAGAAGACUGAGAGGAUGAUGAACCUCAUUGACUGCGCACAGUUACUCGGAUUAACUCCCACCAAAAAGCCCAAAGCCCAGAGUGAGGACCAGUCUAGACAAAUGGUGCCGUCUUCGGCGAUUGUUAAAGCUCUGUUGGUCCAGCACAGCGGUACUCUGUGGAUUGGGACCAAAGCAGGACACAUCCUGUUGGUGGAGGUCUCCAGCUGUCAGCUACUGCAGACCAUCAGCCCUCACUGCCACUCCAUACGCUGCAUGGGCUCUGUGCUGCUAGGUACAAUGUGAUAUUCAA
Molecule: messenger RNA, 396 nt
Organism: Sinocyclocheilus grahami
Lineage: Eukaryota; Metazoa; Chordata; Actinopteri; Cypriniformes; Cyprinidae
Product: leucine-rich repeat serine/threonine-protein kinase 2-like
Exons: 2
Coding region: 120-389 (89 amino acids)
Source: RefSeq, a predicted model, not a curated record